Messenger RNA from Myxozyma melibiosi, 1742 nucleotides. Its product is annotated as Endonuclease/exonuclease/phosphatase. The transcript has 2 exons. Gene Ontology annotation, molecular function: sphingomyelin phosphodiesterase activity. Lineage: Eukaryota; Fungi; Ascomycota; Lipomycetes; Lipomycetales; Lipomycetaceae. Bases 113 to 1489 code for a protein of 458 amino acids. The record is from RefSeq and is a predicted model, not a curated record.
GCCGGCACUAGGCGUAAUCCUUCCUGCAUUCCCGCCCAUCAUCAACCAAGACCGCAUAACCUCUUUUCAGAUAACAACAAGAUUGGUGACUACAAUACAGGCGUUCUAAAAAAUGGCUACAAUAUCUCUUGAUCCCUUGGGAUCAACGUCGAGCUUCUCGUCUCCGUUCGCAGAUCAAGGAUACACGGAGAAUGACAUGACAUUCAGGCUGCUCACGCUGAAUUGCUGGGGUCUCAAAAUGGUGUCUAAAUUUCGCGAGGAGCGAAUGCGCUACAUCGCCAACACGCUGGCAAAUACCGAGGUCGACAUUGCGGCCCUUCAAGAGUGCUGGGUUGAAUCUGAUUUCCUCUACAUGCGACAAAAAUGUCAGCACAGGUUUCCGUACAGCAAAUUCUUUUACAGUGGAAUUAUAGCAGGACCUGGCCUUGUUGUAUUUUCUCGGUUCCCUAUCGAAUCAGUCAGCAUGACUCCAUACACUAUCAACGGACGACCCUCUGCCUUUUUCCGUGGAGACUGGUUCGUAGGGAAAGGUGUUGCCUCUGCAAUCAUUCGUCAUCCGGCGAGCGGGGUCGCGAUCGAACUAUUCAAUACACACAUGCACGCUCCGUAUGGACCUGGAGACGCAUCGUAUGUGUGUCAUCGAACUUCUCAAGCUUGGCAGCUGGCACGACAGAUCCGUGCAGCUGUUGAGCGUGGACACUUGGCAAUAGCUGUGGGUGACUUCAACUCAAAGCCAGACAGUUUGACCUACAGCUUACUCACGAAGCGGGCGGGUCUUCAAGACAGCUGGACGACGGUUCAUGGUGAUUCACGAGAAGCAAUCAAGCCUGAGUCGCUAUCACCAGCCGAACAGAUCGAGACUCUAGGUGUUACUUGCGACUCGAAACUAAAUACCUGGAGAGAGUUUUGCGAUAUUUCGAAAGCGCAGCGACUUGACUACAUUUUUCAUGAGCCCCAUCUAUCGACUGUCAAGAAUAUCGAGGUCGCUUUUGUGGACCGGGUUCCGGGGCUGAACGUGUCUGCCUCUGAUCAUUUCGGAGUCAUAUCGACAAUCAAAGUACUACCGAUGGCCGCACACAAACUUGAGACAGGUCUAGAGCAAGUUUCAGAGUCCAGAAAGAGGAUAGGUCUGCCUGCGUCGAGCUACGAGCAGAUCCUAGACACAAUCCAUGACUAUCUACCGACCGCGCACGCGCAAAAGUACUACAGAACCCUGCACUUCUUUGUCUCAAUUGGAGCCUUAGUGGCCUUGCAUAUCGGCAUAUUCUGGGUUGACAAAGGAUGGGGCGGCUUUAUCAUGAUGCUUGCGGCAACUGCUAUCGGCAUCACUGGCGUAGUUGAUGGAAUGAUGGGAUACUUGUUUGGGCGGAAUGAGUUGCGUGCACUUCAGCAGUUUGAGGACGAGGUUUCUUGGGAGAUGACUCUUGCAAAGACGCAGAAUGAGUCUCCGGAUACUGCUGUUAAUUCUAUUGACCUCAAGGGAAAAUGAGGUGGUUAAUCAAGUCAAGUUUCAUAGAUUUAAUAAUUAUUCUCAAUUGCGAGUGUUAUGAAGUAAAGGAGCGCGAGAAGAUUGCAAUCCUAUCAUCACCAACUACUAUAAACCAACAAUGCUGACAGCAAUAACUGUUAAUUGUAGUAUAUAAAAUAAUCUUGGCUGGAUAGGCUGACGCAAAUCAUGAUGACUACCAUACGAUUGAGCAAGUGCGUUUAUCAAGCUUCCGAAAGGUCAGGAUCCGAUUACG